Messenger RNA from Esox lucius (northern pike), 3637 nucleotides. RefSeq lists its product as uncharacterized. The transcript has 9 exons. Bases 2016 to 2696 code for a protein of 226 amino acids. The record is from RefSeq and is a predicted model, not a curated record. NCBI's taxonomy places the organism in Eukaryota, Metazoa, Chordata, Actinopteri, Esociformes, Esocidae.
CGCCAUUACAUCACCUCUGUUUGGGAAUUUAUAUUUGUUUAACAUGUUCUGACAUAUAAACAAUCUUUGGAGCAAGGUUAUAUGCGUACCCGGCGCAUGCUCAAAGGCAAGCAAAAAAACAGUUUCCUACCUGGAAACUGUUAUUGGUUUUUUGCGUUCAAUUUAAGGGGAUUGUUGUUUCGUAUAUCAAAUAUCAGCGCUGUUUACGUAACCUUCAGUGGAAUAGAGCAGCGAUAUAUUUCUCGGGGGACAGAACUUUUAUCUUCUGCUCAAAUGCCACAAUUAAUUCAUUUGACUUUUAUGGAAGUAGAAUUAUUACAUUUUAAACAAAAACACUAGAUACAGGGUCUCCGCGGGUCCUUAAAAAUGUCUUAAAUUAGUUUAUCUAAAUAAAAGGCCUUGAGAAGUGAAAUUGUCUUAUUUCGUGGUUUUAAAAAUGUUGUUAUUCUGUUAGCAUUGUGAAGAGGUGAUGCAAAAAAUGAUGUGUCGUUUGUGAAUGCAUUUUAGCUCUGGUCGAGCCCAGAGGCAAUCCACGAUUUCUACCGGAAUGAGGAUGUCAGCAAGACAAUUUUGACGGUUGGCUGCGUUUCUCCCAACACCGUGUCGUGUGGUGCAUAGACAUAAUGUCUAUGGACAUAAAUAUGUCUAUGGUGUGGUGGAUAGCUAGCUAAUUUGAUUGGCUGUUAAACCUCCCACAGGUACCAUGGGAAAGUGCAAAUUCAGAGUUGGUUGGACAACAGGCAUUUUGCUUUGUGGUUGGAAUCUGUUGAAGGGAAAUAAAACGAAUCGCGCUGUAUUUUUUGCAAGACGUCUUGCAAACUUGGAACUUUGGGAAUUAAAUAUGUGGAAUCCCCUAUCAAGUGUGAGAAACACAAAAACGCUUACAACAAACGCCCGGCAUUUCUCAGUUCUUGUUGGCUGUACCACAGACGAUAGUCCCGUUACAGCCAGUAACUUUAUUGUUAGCGGUAGGCUUACUGCUCUAACAACGGUGGUGACUUCGUUCCUGUUGGUGUCCAUAUGUAUUAUUAACGUGUGUUGUUGUUCUGAAAUUGGUCUUAAGUUGAUUUCGAAGUGGCAUUAACAAAGGCCUAAAUUGAACUUGCUGAAACCAGCAGGAUACCAUGUGGAUGGAGACAAAGCGAGCGAGACAGACACGGAGACAGUUUUUCCUCCACUUAUUCUUUGAAUUUCAGCUUUCCUAGUUUCCACAUGCUUUGUCCAUUUAAAUACAUGUUUUUCUUGCUAAUAAAGCCCUUACAUGUAAUUUAAAGAACGGUUUGUUUGAUGAACAGCACCCUCUGGUGGCCACAGAGGAGGUAAAUCUAAAGUCUUCAGAACUUCAAGGCCACAGACAAACAUUGACGAAGCCAUCCUGUGGUGGUGGACAGGAAGGAGAGUGGUCCUAGUCAGUGAUUUGCCAAGAUCCUGGGCCCCAUUUCCUGUUUUCCACAAACAUUUUCCAUUCCCAUCCAAUCGUUGACAAGGGUAGCCAACACACUGAUUCAUGAUGGUUGGGGGGGUUCUCAUCACCACAUGGUGAUGAGAAACCUUUACAAGAUUAAGAAAACAACAUUUCUGCAAUUCUACGUAUUUUGUAUGAUUCUGCAGAUGACAAACUAGCAUCCUAUUCAAUGUGUCCAUUAAGCUUCCUCGUGCUAGAGGAACAGGAGAUAGGCUCCUAACUUUGUGUGUUGUUCUGGCCCACACAAGCCUGGGCUUGGGGAAGAUUGAUUACUAAUUACUGACUUAUCUACUGUUCUGUUUUGUGUCCUGUGAAAUACUCCAACAGCAACUAGUACAGUCUAAGUACACCCUCCCAAAGCACCAAUCCACCAACAAAAAGUAGAGCAGAAAUAUGCACCUGGUAUCUUGUGUGUUGUUUGUGUUACUGUUCAUCGUCGAGCCUAUUUGCAUUUGUAUCAGUGUAUCUAUCAGUCCCAGUGUAUAUUCACUUUCCAGAAACAGAGUUCAUUCUGUAGGUUAGGCAAAGUAGAGAAACACAGUCCUCCCUCAUGGAACUCAGAACCAAAAAGAACAAGCAACAAGAGAUGGUAACUAUGAAAGCAUUAACAACCCUGUAUACCCUCUCUUGCCUUCUUAUGAUCACUAGUGUCUGCUCUGUUUCUUCAGUCGGUCAGAACAACACAGAACACAACAGAAAUGAAAGUGGAGUCGGGUCCACCUGUGAUUUUUGUUGUAACGGAACAGUACAGAACACAAGUUGCACUAACCUCAAUGUCACUGUUCCAAAUGAUUGCCUAAAAGAUUUUAAGGCAGUCCUGAAUGUCACUUAUUCUAACCUCAAGGAGGGUGGUUCCCUCGUGAUCCAGUGUGUCCACAACCUGCCGGGCCAACUCAACAACAUGCUGGCGUUUGUCUGGUUUAUGAAUGGGCACUCCAUAUCGGGACAAAACAAGAGCGUCCUCUCUUUGGAACGCUUAGGUUUAGACACCGGUCACCAGCUGGAAUUAUUCUGCAUGAUCCGGAGUCCUUGUGGAAACCUCACCUCCGAUGCAGAGAACUUUAAAGUUCAAGACAAUUCCUUGUUGAUCAUUGUGGUCUGUGGGGUGGCUGCGGUGGUGCUGGUCCUGGCCAUGGGUUUGUGCAUGAAGUUGAUGCUGAAGAGGGAAUUCGGCCAGAUGAAGAACAGGAGGCAGAAUGCUCAGCACCUACAAGGCACCACCCCCACUUAAAACUAGGAUGGUAUCUGUCAGCCUCUGUCACAUCAUUUGUAAACGUCCGCUUAGCAAACAAAUAAGCAAAUGCAGUGUAGAUUUAGACCCACAAAUGUCACAGUGGCUGUUCAAUUGGCCACACAUAUGACUAGUGCUCUUGCUUUUGUUAGUGUUACAUGGAUGCAAAUGUCUAUCUCCUCAAGCACUUUUGUGGAUCUCUCAGAGAUUUUGUUAACAGUCAGUGGAUGGUAAUUUGGAGAUAAAACCUAUUGAUAGACCACAUUGAUAAUAUGAAUUAUAAAUGUUUACUAUUGGACAAUGGUUUUUUUAAUGUAAUACAUGUGUAUGUAACUACAGUUACUGUAGCAAGUUUUUUUCACUUUUCAUUUCUCCUCUUAUCAAUUUGCGAUAUUUAAUUGUACUUACAACACUGUGUCAGCACAGCAACUAGCAAUGGGGUCAGGAGAGUGAUAAAAAAAAUCAUGAUGUUUUUAUUUUGAGCCUGCAGUAAUUACUUUUUCCCUCCAAAGCUGUCUCUAAUAUACAGUGUUUGUUCAUCACUGUAGAUAUUUAAUUUAAUAAUUUAGUAAAGACUUGAGUAAUUUUGGAUGUGUGUGUGUGUUUAUGAUAUCCUUUUUUACUACAGUGCCUCUCAACUCUUCAACCCCAUUGGACAUUGCACAUUUUAUUGUGUUACAACUUGAAAUGUAUACAGAUUUAAAGAGUUUUAAGAGUUUCUUUCCACUGAUCAUUUAACAAAUCCAUAAUGUCAAGUGAAAAAUGUUAUCUACAGAUAGUUGUAUAACAAAUAGUGUAAAACAAAAAAUAAUUGAUUGCAUAAGUAUUCACCCCAUUUGCUAUUACACUCUUGAAUGAGGUGUUGUAAAACCAAUUGUUUUUAGUAGUUCCAAAAGUUGUUGAAUAAAGAUUGGUCACAGGUUAAAUACACCUGUCUCCGG